Molecule: messenger RNA, 5665 nt
Organism: Lineus longissimus
Lineage: Eukaryota; Metazoa; Nemertea; Pilidiophora; Heteronemertea; Lineidae
Product: optineurin-like
Exons: 15
Coding region: 148-2772 (874 amino acids)
Biological process (GO): regulation of canonical NF-kappaB signal transduction
Cellular component (GO): nucleus; cytoplasm
Molecular function (GO): K63-linked polyubiquitin modification-dependent protein binding
Source: RefSeq, a predicted model, not a curated record
CCAAAAUGGCAACCCCUGAUUUUGAGUCACUGGACUUUCAACUUCUAAUCUAUUGAAACUUCAUUUUGGGAAAGUACGCAGUUGGAUUGUUGCAUUUCUGGUGUCUUGGUAUUGGUAACAUAUUGAUUGUACUGAGUGAACUGAAAAAUGGAACUGAAUGGUGACGUUCACUCACCUAGUGAUGGGCCUGAGCAUAUGUCAGAUUUCAUAGUGCUUGGCCAUGGAUCGGGGGAGUUUCGGCGAAACAGUGAAUCGGAAUCGAUGGAAGAAGUUGGACUCAGAGUAAGACAGCUCCUGUUGGAGAAUAAGGAGUUACGAGAACAUGUUCAGCAGAACACAGAGGCGAUGGCCCAGCAGUAUGAGGUGCUGAAGCAAUGGAAAGAACAAGAGUUGGAGAGGCAGGCAAAGAUCAAGACACAGUACAACAAUGCAAAAGAGAUCAUCACAGCACUGAGAGAGGAGAACGCUAGGUUAAAACAAAAACAAGAACACAUGGAGAGAGCACCAAGAAAUACCGAGGCUGUUACCGCUCAGACUGAAGAUGAAAACGUGGAGCAGGAAAUGUUGCAUCAUCAACUUAACCUACUCAAAGUAGAAAAUGAUGAUUUGAAGAAGCAGACGUCAGAGCUGACGCUGUUAAAUGAAGAACUGAAACAACUGAAACAAGAAAAUGAGGAGUUACAAAAGAAGAUGGUGUCUAUGAGUCAGUCGUCACCGCCACUCAAGAGAAUGACGUCAUCCAGUAUGGAGGUGAAUGUAGCAUCCCAUGAAGCAACAGAAACCCAGACUGAGGCUCCGACUGCAGAAUCAAAAACUCGAGAAUUAGAAGUUGCCAGAACGCAGGCAAAUCAACUAAUGCAAGAUUUGGAAGCGCUCCAGAAGCUGAAAGAUGACAUUGAACAACAGAAAGCAAAAGCAGAACAAGAAUGCGAUAAUUUGAUGAACAAGAUUUACGAAAAGGAAAACAUCACAUCGAAACUGCUGCGGGAAAAGCGAGAGGUCGUUGCCAUGAAUAACCAGCUUAACAUUGAGGUGGACCGCCUCAUGAAGGAGAACGCACACCUGUGGGAAAAUGAGAAGGAAAAGGUCGAGAGCCUAAGGAAUUAUGACACUGUCCAGGACUUCGGCAGUGAAAUGGACCAGUGUGUCGAAGUUGCCCCAAUGCCAAGCCUUUCCACCGUUGAGAAGGAAACUGAGGAGAAGACGGGUGAUGCGGAGUUGGGGACAACUUCGGGUGCCAUUUCAAUCAGGUCUGGCGAUCUUCACGACAAAUCGCAGAAGACUAUUCAGGCAAUUCUUCUGCAGCUGCAAGAACAGCAGGAAGCAAAUCAGAUAACUUCGAAAGAAGUCACAACAAAAGCACAACAGAUCACCCAGUUACAAUCUGAGCUUGACGAACUGAAAAAUGCUUUGAAAGGAAAAGAUAAAGAGAUCGAAGAAGCCAAACAAAAUUGUGCGAAAGAAAUCGACAAUAUGGUGUUGAUCGGUGUUGAAAAGGAAAACAAAGCUGAGCGACUCGCCAAAGAAGAGAAGCAGAAGUUGGAAGAGAAAAUCAACUCGCUUAUUGCAGAAGUUACAUCAAAGGUGGCGCAGUUGGAGGGACUGAGAAAACAUCUGGAUAAUACCACAGAAUCACAUCAGAAAGAGAUUAGAAGUCUGAAUGAAGUUAAUGAAAAAUGCAAGUCUGAAAUUGCUGACCAGACGUCAGUGUUGGCAACACUAAACAACAGCCAUCGGCAAAAGAUUGAAGAGAUGAGGAGAGAAAUUCUGCAUCUUAUGGAGGCUGCUGAUGACAAACGGCAGAAGACCAUGAGUGAGAGCCAUCAAACUGAGCUUCUUCAGGCGCAGGUCAACAGACUGAUCACUGAUCUCAGGACAGAGUGCAGUAAACUAGAGACAAAGACAAGAAUGUGCAAUGAUUACAAAGUUGAAGCGGACCGCCUCAGUCUUGAGAUCCAGAGAAAUCAGACGAAGCACAAUGAGAGCGUCGAGGCAAUGAGGCUUCAGAUUGGCUCCCUCCGGUCCAAACUUCGUGCAGCUGAGAUGGAAAUUGAGAAAAAGAAACAAGAUUUUGAAAACAUUACAAGAAGUCAAACUCAACUUCUCGCCGAUUAUCAAGACCUUUUCACCACACACGACAAAACGGUGCAAGAGAAAUCAGAAACGGAGACCCAGUUACGACAGAGGAUGACUCAGCUUCAAUCAGAGAGCAUCAACAGACAGGAAGAGUGCAAGGCAUUGAAAGAUGAGGUCAGGAUUAAACAGGAGGAAAUUCAAGACCUAUUCCAGAGGAUUCGUACCAUGCAAACCGAGAAAGAGGAUUCUUCUGUGUAUCAAAUUCAGGCUGAGGUGUUUAGAGAAGAUUUUGGUCGGGAGCGCGAGGCACGUGAAAGAGCUCACGAAGAGCUGGCCGAAGCGCAAACAAAGCUCGAUGAUCUUCUUCAAGUAAAACAAAGACUAGAAACAGAGCUUCAGCGGUACUCCCAGCAGCAGAUUUCACAGAUGCAGCAACGGGAUGAAUAUGUUGUUGUACCAAACACGUAUCAGCAGCCGUAUCCCCAGGUGAGGCAGUAUCCACAUCCUACUCCAAAUAAUGAAGGACUUGAUGCGUUUGGAUACCCACAACCAAAUCUGACACCGCCAGCCGGGCAGGGGCAAAGACCGUCCCCAAGUCGGCAAACACCAGAAAAGCACACCUGCCCCAAGUGCCAACAAGAAUUUGAUGACCUGGAUACACUACAGAUUCAUUUGUUCGAUUGUUUGGACCAAUAAUAGACAGUGAAAAGUGUUAGGUACACACCAUCGUGUUGGUUCUGUGUUCUUCCACCAGGUGGCCUUCACCUGAAGAGGUUGAGACAGAUUAACGACAGAGGGUUAACGAAAUCUACAAUUAGAGUUGUGCUGCUGAUACAUGAUAAAUGUACCAAAUCUACAAUCAGAGUCAUUUUGCUGAUACAUGAUACAUGUACAUACAUACUGCCUUACGGGUAUAUCAUCUGAGAGUUGUAAAUAUGAUAUGAAAAGUGUGAGUGCAUGAAAGUGUUUCAAAAGGCUUCAAAUUUGUGUGCAUUGCGAAGAGCUUUGGGGGAAAGUGCAAGAUGUAAUCGAAAAGGAAUGGUGUUUUCCGGUUGUUGUUUAAUGUCUUAUAUUUGGUGAUGUGUGGGCGUCUGCAUUCCAUAAUUCAAUAUCAAUGUACAAAUGUAUAAUGUGAUACAAGUGUGCCAUGACAGUACCAAUCCAGUUUGCGAACUGUGCGUGUUUAGUUGCUACUAGCCUUGUGUUAUGCCUGAAUGUGAUGCGCUUAAGGUUUGCUUAAAUUCGCUUGAAAAUAGAAUGGAAGCUUUUUAAUUUGGAUGAUAUGGGUAGAGCGAAUGUCCAUUUCAUGGGAAUAUGGCAUACACUAAAAAAAUGUCUACAAUGGCUGGGGAAUGUUGUCAGGGUUUCAAUUCAAAUGGCUCAUUCUUUGUGAUGCACUGUCCAAUUCUGACAUCGUAAGUAUUUUUAGAUACCUCCAAUUUUGAAGUUUCAGAUAAAAUGAUAAAUUUUGUUCAACUGUUGCAUUUUCUGUAUGAAAUCACCAAAUGUCAGCUUGCCAUUUUCUAGUGAAAUAGGCUAUAAACUUGUAGGCUUCAGGUAAAACUAUUUGGGAUGGUAUAAGGCAAGGUGAGGACAUGACUUGCUCAAGCAAGAUCUAAUAGCCUAGUGUAAAAUGAAUUGUAUCUUUUGGUUGAAGAUAAGUUCAUGGUGAAAAAAUCUUUGCUUGAAACUAUUACAGCAUAGUAAGUCGUAAGAUAUUCGACAUAAAUUCAUGGUCACCUGCUUUAUAGAGGCGCAGAUGUUCAAACCGUAUAUAUGGUCCUGUAAAUAUCAGCACAUGUGAAAGAAAAUAUGUUAGUUCAAAAUUGUCUUAUGUUAAUGUCCAUCUGUGAUACCAGUUAGUUAGUAGCUGUGAGUUCGUCCAAAUUGUUGUUUAUGGCUGUUAAUUGGAUGUCGUUAUAGUCUGAUAUCAACAACAGUAGAGGUUGUCAUCCAACUUUACACUUUAACACUGGUCUACCUGAAACCUUUGAGUAGAACUCAGAUGGGCUGCAUAUUCAAAGCCCUGCCUUAAAAGGAGAAUGUUCACCAGAGACACAUUUGUCAUGUCCAAAAACCGACAAUGGCUGAAGAUUCUAGAUAUCAAUCUAUCUAACAUUCAGUCAAUGAUAUGAAAGUGACAUCGUUAAAAUCAAAUGUUCAUUGAACAAAGAGAACAUCAUGAUACCCUUAAAAACCUGAAAUUCAACUGCAAAAAUCACAGAAAAAAAUGAACAGAAUCUCGAAUCGACCUUUUCGAAGAACUUUGUUUGGGCCCUAACAAUUCAUGCGUUUCACCUGGAACAAAGGGACAUGUAGUCUGGCGAGUGCAGUUCAGAAAAGCCUAAGAAAAAACCCCAAGUCAUGGCUUUUUCUUGUGACAAACCAUACUAACCAGACUCAUUUUGACAAAAGGUCGGGAUGCAUGCAACAGGCUCCAAUUUGUGUGACACCUUUAGGGCCCUCUCUUAAAUGUCGGUUUAAGAGCAGGAAGUUGUAUGACUCCAUAUCCCCUUUAAGGUGGCUCAGGCCUUCCCUUAGUGUGAACAUUUGAUGUGUUUUUGGCUUUGAUUAGUCUUCUUCGAAAAGGCCUAUUGAAUCUAAGUACUUAUCAACUGUGACUGGGUACAUCUACGCUGCAGGAAGAAGAGUUGGGAAGGUGAAAGUCCCAAAUCAUUUGUUUGCUUUCCUCAGCUGUCGUGUUAACUCCAAGGGUCACCCAGGAAAUGGCUGCAGCAGGGCUGGUUUUUUUAUCCAACUUCAGGCCUACUGACACUGUCCAUGGGCAUAAUCCAAAUAUCUUCUGCUAGAGCUGUAUUACUGCCCAAGGGUGGAGGUUUGAAUGUGUGAUUGUUUUCCCGUAUCCUGCCACAUGGGCAGCCAGACUCGGACUUCAGGGGAAGCUAAAUUGUAUAGUUUAUAUACCUACCUGAAAAUUAUAUAACUGCAAUUACAGAUUCAUCAGAGGCAUUAUGAAAAUGAAAUAUUAUGAAUUUGAGUUUUGGGGAGAAAUAUUAGGCCUCAUGGAUUACAAAGGACGUAAUAUAUUGAGUAAUCAAUAGGCCUAGGUUCCAACAACUGCACAUGCCAUUAAAAAAGACAGAAUAUAACAGUCAUGUUAAAAAUUUCCAGACAAUUCAAAACCAUGCAUGGUUUUUUUGACAAAUGUAACCCGUUCUAGCAAAACCAGCUGCAUGUCGCACAUAAGAUGAGCCUAGAUGACACCAGGAGAUAAUAGAAGAAAUUGAUGUUGUCAGAUUUCACAAAAGGCAGACAAUAGCGAAAUGAACAAACAGUCCGUCUCAACCUGCCAAGCUCAGAGCGACAUAAGACUGGUUUUGCUGGAACGUGUCACAAAUGUUUUUUGUUGAAGUGCUUUUGAAACCGUCAUUUUUCAUUUAUUUCAUUUACAAUGUAUCAUUGGUAAUUUCAAGUAUGGAUAACUUGAUUACUUGGUACAUACAUGUAUAAGUAAGCUUCGUGUACAGCUAUUUGUAUAAAUAGGCUAGGUAUAACUGAUGAUUUGGCAACAAUUUGACCGGAUUCUAUGUAAUAUAGAAGAAAUAAAACCCGUUUUAUGUUACUGUCA